Molecule: messenger RNA, 4894 nt
Organism: Thamnophis elegans (Western terrestrial garter snake)
Lineage: Eukaryota; Metazoa; Chordata; Lepidosauria; Squamata; Natricidae
Gene: APPL2
Product: adaptor protein, phosphotyrosine interacting with PH domain and leucine zipper 2
Exons: 21
Coding region: 820-2799 (659 amino acids)
Biological process (GO): signaling
Cellular component (GO): endosome membrane; cytoplasm
Molecular function (GO): protein binding
Source: RefSeq, a predicted model, not a curated record
AAGUUUUAAAACUCUUUAAAAGGCCUAAUGUCCCCAUUUCCUCUGCUCUUAUCAUGUUUACUCUUAUUCCUGUUAUCUUGUACGAGUGACAAACGAACGAACGAACUAACUAAAUAAGAUAAAUAAAUAAAACUACAGGUGAUAUUUAAACGGGAAGCAAUCCUCCUUCGAAAUAGCCCCAUGAACACUGAUUAUGCUCAAGUGGGGAGAGGAAACGAAAGUGUGACUUGAACUGCAGCAUGCUGAGAUGGGGUGGGGAAGGCCUGGCUGCCUAACAACUUGGCGUGACCCUCCACGCUGCAACUUUUACUCAUAACCCUCCCUUGCUGUUUGCACUUUGCGUCUGGGCUCUUUGCCUUUGAGGCUGUGAGUAACCAGGGCGGAACGCACACAGAAGAGCUAAUGAGGAAGAUCCUCAAUGCCACACUUCCUGCUGCUCUCCAUUUCUCGUCCUGCCAGAAACAGCAACUAGGAGGAGGAGGAGUCCUAGGCGAGGCGUUUGCCCUGCCUGCUGACCGGGGCUGGGCAUGCAACAGGCGGGAGUACAACCUGUUUAACACACCCCUGGGUUCCCGGACUGCGCCGCUGGCCCCCUUCUCCCCUUCAUUUUAGCGUGGAAGAAAAAGGGGGGAAAGGAGGCUCCGGAGGAAAGGCGCCAGAUUCCGCAGGCUGUUUGCUCGCCCCUUCGGUCUCCUGGGCGAAGCGUCCAGAUCCGACGUGUCAGCAAGAACGUCUGGCCAGCGCUCUCGCUGCGAAGCGAGCCUACGCGAUUUCCCCACCGCCUCUCUCUCUCCCUCUCUCUCUCUCCAGCGCCAGGCAAUGCCCGCCGUCGACAAACUUCGCCUAGAAGACGCUCUGCAAGAUAGUCCGCAGACCCGCUCGUUGCUGAGCGUAUUUGAAGAAGAUGCAGGAACACUCACAGAGUACACCAACCAACUGCUUCAAGCAAUGCAGAGAGUUUAUGGGGCACAGAAUGAAAUGUGCCUGGCAACACAACAGCUUUCCAAGCAUCUUCUUGCCUAUGAAAAACAGAAUUUUGCCUUGGGGAAAGGAGAUGAAGAAGUGAUAUCUACGCUUCAGUCCUUCUCAAAAAUUGUGGAUGAGCUUAAUGUUUUACACACUGAACUGGCAAAACAACUUGCAGACACAAUGGUUCUUCCUGUCAUCCAGUUUCGUGAGAAAGAUCUUACAGAAGUAAGCACUUUAAAGGAUCUCUUCAGUCUUGCAAGCAAUGAACAUGACAUCUCCAUGGCCAGGUACAGCAGACUACCCAAAAAGAAAGAGAAUGGAAAGCUAAAGGCUGAAGUUGCCAAAGAGGUCGCCAGUGCCCGAAGGAAGCAGCAUCUGUCAUCAUUACAAUAUUACUGUGCCUUGAAUGCUUUACAGUAUCGUAAAAGAAUUGCUAUGAUGGAGCCCAUGCUGGGAUACGCACAUUCACAGAUUAAUUUUUUGAAGAAAGGAGCAGAGAGGUUUUCAAAAAAGCUGGAUGGCUUUUUAACAUCGGUUACAAAUACGGUGCAGAGCAUCCAAGAAGAAUCGGAUGCCGAAAUUGAAGCCAUGCGGGUAUCUCAGCAAGAUCUGCUUUCAGUUGGGGAAUCAGUAUAUACGCCCGAUUUUGAUGCUUCUCCUGUCAUCAACAAAAAUCUUAUCCAGAAAGCAGGCUACCUAAACCUUAGAAACAAAACAGGCCUUGUGACAACCACGUGGGACAGGCUGUAUUUCUUCACUCAGGGCGGAAACUUGAUGUGUCAGCCCAGGGGUGCAGUCGCUGGUGGAUUGAUUCAAGAUUUGGACAACUGCUCUGUGAUGGCCAUUGAUUGUGAGGACCGACGUUAUUGCUUUCAGAUCACCACUCCAACAGGAAAACCAGGCAUAACCCUCCAGGCAGAAAGCAAAAAGGAAUAUGAGGAGUGGAUAAGUGCAAUCAACAACAUUUCACGACAGAUCUACCUGACCGACAACCCAGAAGCAGUUGCCAUUAGGUUAAAUCAGACAGCACUGCAAGCUGUGACUCCAAUCACGAGCUUUGAAACAAAGCAGGCUGGUCACCCCUCCAGCCAGGAUGGGAGGUGCAUGGAUAUUCUGAAUGACCAGACAGUUCCAGAGGAGUCUGCUGAAGCUCUCAUCCCCAUGGAGUUAAUUGCACCUGGAACUCCCAUUCAGUUUGACAUUGUGCUUCCUGCAACGGAGUUCCUAGAUCAGCACAGGGGCGGAAGACGUACCAAUCCUUUUGGAGAAUCUGAAGAUGGCGAGAAAGAGGAUGAAACAGAUUCACUCCUGCAGCACAUGUUUGUAGUUCGGUUUUUAGGCUCUAUGGCUGUCAGAUCUGACCACACAGUGGAGGUGAUCUAUGAAGCAAUGCGGCAGGUGUUGGCAGCUCGGGCGAUUCAUAAUAUUUUCCGUACAACUGAAUCUCACCUCUUGGUCACCAGCAAUGACCUGAAAUUGAUAGAUCCUCAAACCCAGGUUACAAGAUCAAAUUUUGAACUAGCCAACGUGACACAGUUUGCUGCUCACAAGGAAAACAAGAGGCUGUUUGGGUUUGUGGUUUGUGUCUCUGAAUUGUCAGGUGAAGACGGCAUGAGUGCUUAUGUGUUUGAGAGUAACACUGAAGGUGAAAAGAUUUGCUAUACAAUAAAUCUGGGGAAGGAAAUCAUUGAGGCUCGAAAGGAUCCAAAAGCCCUAGCUCAAUUAAUAUCAUCCAUGCCUCUUACUAACGAUGGAAAAUUCAAGUUACUGAAUGAGCAAUCAGAAGAAGACAACGCUGUACAUGGAGAAGAACAGGAGUCGGAAGCAUAACUUAUAAUUUCUCUCAGAUGGAGAUGAUGUUGCCCAUAAGAGAGUGUGCCCUGUGCUCUCAGCUGUGGUCCAACAUAGGUGGGCUAGAGGAAACACCAAGAGAUAAGAACUUGAUCCAAAUAUUUGGUAUAGAAACUGACAGACUUUUAAAAAUUCUUCCUCAGUACCAAGCCAUCUUGAAUACUGAUGGGAGGACCACAAAGUCAUCACUACCACCAGCAAAGAGUUAAUUCCUCAUGAGCAUGCAUUCAUAAAAUUUAUAAAUACACACCUGUUUCACAUAAUUCUACUAGCAAUAGUAGAGCGGAAGAAAUUUCACAUGCCACAAAGUUUCUGAAAGUCUGAAUAAAAAUACAGAGGCACUUCACAGAAAAAAAUAAUAUUUUGCAUCUUAAGCAAAAUAGAUAGCAGAAUUUAAAUGUUUGGAAUAUAGUUUAGCUAGCAGAAUUGAAGUGUUGGAUUAUAAUCUCAGUGAUAAAUACUUUAUUUGCUCCUAUUUGCAUACCUUUUAAAAAGUAAUGGGAAAGCUAUUUUAAACUAGGCUAUUUAGAAAGCUAUUCAAUAACAGUUUCUACUAAUAUUUAUUUUUGUACUUUUAUCUGAGUUAAGCUUUCAAAAUUAAGUGCCUAAUUUGUGAUAAAACAAAUAACUCGAGCGAAUAGAAAAUAGAAGGACCAGAAAGCAAGUUAGACCUAUUAUGAAUCUCAGUUAUUUACCAAGGCUGAAGAAAAGAUGAGCCAGUGGUUGUCACUGCUAUUCAAAUAAGCCUGUUAAAGGCUAACCUUUUUGCACUGUUCUGUAAGACGAGAUAAUGGCUUUCCUACUUUUACAUGAAAGUUUACAAAAUUGAUAGAAGAGGGACUCCAUUCCUCAGACAAAACAAUUUUUUCAAACCUAGAUAUAAGCAGCACCAAAAGCAUUUUCACACUGCCCUAGGAAAAGCAGUUUCUUCAGAAAGAAGAUCAAGCUAGCCAGUGCUUAUACCAUCUUCUUUAUUUGACAUUCUUCCUUGUGCGGCCAGCACAAAUUUGGAAAAAUAUCUGUUUUGUCAGCCUUAGGUUUACUCCUUUAAAUUAUAAACAUGUUGUAAGUAAAUUACAAUGAUAGCUGAAUCUCAUGAAGAAUUUUAUCUGUCUUUGUUUAUAUGUUGUUUCAAUAUUAAAAACAAGGUCCACAUCUUGCACUACAACAGUUUCAGCAAUAAUGGCUAAAGUAAGAGCCUGAAAAAUAGGUGAGAAUUUAUGUGAAUUACAGUACGGGACAUGUUAUGAUUUAGUCACAUCUUAAGAUUUUUAAACCAGAAGGCUAGAAAAAUACCAGUAGAUUUUCUGAAAGAAUAUUGUACCGAAGUUUUCUGUAUUAAUGAUAUUCAAAUUGUUCUACUUAGUACAAUAGAUACUAAGUAGAUCAAAUCAUUUAAGUGCAAUAAGCUUAUAAUGGCUGAAUCUGCUCCCAGGUUAAUAUUACCGUCCAAUCUAGUUGAUAUAAACUAUAUGCAGUGAAACAGAAACGGAUAAUUUGACUGCUUUAGAAUAGGCCUGUCAAAACUGGCGGCCCGCAGGUUGGAUAUGGCCCACGCAGGCCACACUCAUCCCGGCUCUGCAAAGCAAAAAAUAUUGUGAUACGUCACAAUAUGCCCAAAUUUGAUACCCCUGUCCUAGAGGUUGAAGCAGAAGGUAUUGUUGAGAUUCCACACAAAGGUAUCUUACUGGUGAUCCAUCCAUAAAUGAAGAACUAUUAGAACUGACUGACAAUGAUUACAUUUAAGCAAGUAUACUUCACUGUUUUUGUUAUCCAUUAGGAAGAAUGUGGGGCACAUUUCUAAAGGAAAUUUAUUUCAACACAUUACCACAGAAUAAAUUCUAUUUCAGUUUGCCCCAUGUAGUUGAUUAAAUCAAUCCUAGCGUUCUCGCUUAGCUGUAGAUUGAAGUAUCUACAUUGGCAAACCUGGUUCUCAUGAAAGAUACAGCAUUCAAAGAAGUCAAAACAUUCCAGGCUUGUGACCACUAUAUACAAAUCCAUUUUUUUUCCAAAGUUGCAUUUAUUAACAUUAUGUACAGAAUAUCUAACAGAAUAAAGUAUUGAGGUAACAGUU